AACAACAUGGCUACAACUAAGUGGGUUAUCCUCGAAUCAGUUGUGAUAGUUACAUUUUUUAUAUGUUCACAUGUGAAAUUAACUUAUUCCAAAGAUGUUAGUUACAUGCUGCACGACAGUGAGAUUGAACUAGAUUCUGUGAUAUCAUUUCGAAGCCAUCAUACCUUACAUAAAAGACAGACAUUGAACAAUGCCACAACAGGAAGUCCCACAUCACCACCAACCACCACACCACAAUAUACUGAACAAGAGGUGAGCCAGCAUCAUAAGUAUUACACCUCCAAAGUGGUGUCCGGCUCAGCCAAAUUCGGCACAUACUGGGAUGAGCUGUUUGAUGUCAAGCACAGUGAGCCUCUGUCAGGGAGCCAUAGAGUUGCUGUCAGCGUACCAAUCUCGUUUAGAUUCAAAUUUUAUGGCCAUGAUGUGUCCAAGGUCACCAUUGCUACUGGAGGGUUUCUUUACAUGAGUCCAUUUCUGCACCAAUGGCUGACUGCUACACAGUACAUAGCCCCCUUAAUGGCUAACUUUGAUACCUCAGUUGGAAACGAUUCAGUCAUUCUCUACAAAGAUUUUGGGGAUAGAUUUGUUGUGGAAUGGCGAGAACUUUUUCUUCAAGACCAGAAUCACACCAACCCCUUCUCAUUCCAAACAACUCUUCAUUCAAAUGGAACCAUAUAUUUUGCAUACAAAGAGAUACCUGUGGAAGUGUUUAAUAUAGAAAUGAAGAACCAUCCUGUAAAAGUGGGCGUGUCUGAUGCAUUCUAUAUUGACACCAUACAAGGAGUAAAAAGUAAAAAUGAGUCGCGCCAUAGAUACUCUGAUUCCAAAGAAGGUAUUCAGAGAAGAACAAUAUUUGAGUAUCACCGUGUGGAGGUCAAUUUUACUAGAAUUCGCUCCAACACGGUCAUUAUCUUGGAACCAUUACAGACCUGCAAUUUAGCCACAGACUGCAACAGUUGCUUGACUCAGAAGGAUUCAUUUGAUUGUAAAUGGUGUCCGCAGGUCUCCAGAUGUUCCGACGGCAUGGAUUGGCUACGGCAGGAGUGGCGCGAUAAAGGCUGUGAAAUUCAGGCAUUUAAUAAGCUUAGUAGAUGUAGCCUUUCAACUACGACCCUUUCAACUUCGACCUUUACAAGACCAGCAAAGAAACCUAGUGUCCAACCCGACUGUUCGGCAUUUGAUAAUCCAGCCAAGUGCUCUACUACAACAGCCGAACCACCCACAACACCGACACCUAAACCCACAAUAAACACACUUAUACCUACCAGUAAAGUUCAACUUACAACUACACAUAAACUUAAUAUGACAACAACACAUAAACUUAUGACAACCACACAUAAACUUAUGACAACCAGAACUAAACCUAUGACAACCACACCUAGAUCAAUGACAACCACAACUAAACCUAUGACAACCACACCUAAACCUAUGACAACAACCACACCUAAACCUAUGACAACCACACCAACACAAUUUUCAUCACCAUCCCAUCAGCAGGACAACGGAUGCAUGCCUGGGUCCAGCAGAAGUAACUGCUCUCUCAAAGAUUCCAGUAAAAGUGAUAAGAAUGCCACGAUUGCUGGAGUGGUGAUUGCAGUGAUUAUACUAGUGGCGUUAGUCGUGGGUAUUGGAGGGUGGUUCUUCUAUGCUUAUACCCACCCUACAUCAGCCUCAGGGCAAUGGAUGAUCAAUCAUCGUCCAAGUGAAAUGAAAGCUAAGAUGAAUAAAAUGAAAUUCUGGAAAAGAGACACUGCAUCGGGAGAAAAAUAUCGCGUAGAAUCCACAGCCUAGAUAAGAAAUAUUACAAAAGAUGUCAACAUUUGCUCAUCAAAAUAUGGAAUUCAAUUUCCCAUUGUUUUAGUAAAGCUAAACAAAUCAUUGGUUUGAAGUUGGAAAAGAUGAUUUUUAGGUUUUCUUGCAUUUGUUUGUAUUUUUUAUUUACUUGUGUAGUUGGAGUUUAAAUCUAAGUUUUUGUUGAGCAAAUGGCUACCAGUCUGUGAUAUAACUAAGGAUUUCCUUCACUUCAAGUUUGUUGUUUUUUUUAUCUCUCUGAUGGCCAAAAACCAAAAUGUUCCUUGUGUGUACGAACAACUUAAUACUGGUUUUCAAAUGCUGUAGAUUCCUGGUUUUACUCGGGUACUUAAUACGGCGAAAUGACUUGUAAACGGCAAAUCGCUGGAACAUGAGUUCGCCUGUUUAAUAUCUGUUAAUCAAGACUUCUUGCAUAUAUUUUUGCAACAGAAAAUUAAAAGCAAAUAAUUUUUAUUUCGCACAUGAUGCCUCUUGCGAAAACACAAUAAUGAAUUUCUCGCGUAUAUCUGCGAAUCUACAGUAAACUAUUUUAAUAACAGCCUGUAGCCAAAGAGAUGUGAGAACGAUUGGAUUGAGGGAAUGCCUUUAUACUUUAAGAUGGUGUAUCUCUAUUGUCAUUCUGUUUUCCCAAGAUGCCUUAAAAGACUUGAUAGGGAGAUCCAGGAUGCUGUGUGCAACAUUAGCUGUUUUUUUUGUGCAUUGUUGUCUACCAUGAUGUUGAAAUGUCUAAAGAGUCUAUCACAAUUUUGUGCUAUGAAACUUAGUUGAAUUUUGAUCAGUCAGCAAAAGUGAUACACAUUAAACUAAUGUAAAUUUGAUUUGCAUAUACAUGUGCUUGAAUGAGCAGAAAGGAGCGAAAUGACAUAUUACGAAACAUUGGUUGUUAAGCGACAUUUUCAUUUUCCAACUUAAAACCAGUAGUUGUGAUUGGAGCAUUAGUUGUGAUGUAUUUUUUACUUGAUGCGCUUGCAUCAAGACUUCAAUUUUUUAAAAAAUAGAUUCACUUGAGAGUUCACAUGACAGUUUAAUGGAGAAUAAUUUGCUCCACUUUGAAUUAAUGCGCAUUAAAUUUUCUCAAUGUGACUGUGACGUAAAUUCAAUAUUAACUGAAAUAGGAUUUUAAUUUAAUAUGGACAACGCCAAAUCAGCCGGACUGCAGCACAUCCCUGGAAUGACCGUUCAGAUGACAUCAAAAAGUGAACAUCUCUUGAAAUUUUCAACAAAAAAAACCCAUCUUAAAACUUAUUUUUAUGAAUUAGGUUUUUAGAUUCUAACAUGUAUAAACUGUGACUUUCUUAAUUAUCAAACAUCAAAAUAAGAAAACUUUUAGCUAUCGAUCUUAAUCAUAUACAGUGUUUUAUUUUGAUAAUUGUACACUUAUACUAUUAGGAUCGUAUGGCAACUUUCAUUUAAUUGUGUUUUAUUAAUGCAUUCCUCUUCUUACCCUUGUAAACAUUGUCGCUAGCCACGGUUACUGAGUCCGGUAGUACCUACCCUACCUUAAUGUAGUGUAAACAGAGACAAUAGGCGACGUGGCUCACAACGAUGCCUUGUAAAGUGCCUUAGAGUAAUUUGUUUUGUGUCAGGCACUAUAUAAAGUUUGUUAUUAUUAUUAUUAUACUUUGCACCAACGUGGAUAAGGCAUAAGAAUAAGACAGCUUGGACUUUAGAAUGGAGAAGUGUUCAUUUUUUAUCUCACCUAGUAAGACUUUGAUAAAAAUAGAGCGAGUUUCAAUAUCAAGACCCUGAGACUGAUCUGCCAUUAGCUAGUACAAAGUUUGUAAUUUUGAAAUGAUCCACAAGUUGAAUAUCGAUAUACUUCAGCAUUGGUUAUAUUGAACUUUGGAUAUAAUGAACAUUUCAGGUCCCCCUGAAUUUCAAUAUAUCUGGAGUAGAUUGUAGCUUUGAAUGCAAGCUCUUAUUACUCAGAAAUAGCAAAGGCGGAUAAAUGUGGGAUGUGACAUCUGUAUGUUUUGUCCAAAAUGUCAAAUUUAGAUGAUAAAACAGACCAAAGACUUCAAGAGGAACAGGUAUUAAUAUUCUAAUUUGAGAAGACCAACAAUUUGUUAUGGACAUAACUUGCCCAAUGAUCAAAGCUUCUUCCGGACUUUUAGCUUCUUCCGGACUUCUUUCAGAAGAGCUACACCAAGAACAAAUAACCUGUUUCUAUGCGCUCUGUUCUGAUAAGUGUGUCCAAUGACAAAUACGAACUGAUUGAGAAUGUUAUUUAGAGAGGCUGCUAUUGUAGAAGCAUUUCAUAAAAUCCGGGACUAACAAUGCACAACCACAGCAGAUGUUGCGUACAAGUUUGAUGACAGCCAUGACCAGGAAACAUAUCAUAUUUUACGAAUUUGUACAAUUUUGUCCAAGAAUUCCACUGAGCAUGAUCAUUUCAUUUCUUUUUGUUUGUGUAGUUCUGCAAACUCAGCCAAAGGAAUAGAUGGAUUUUGAGAAUUGUCAUUUUUAUAGAGAUAAACCGCAUUAUACUCUGUACAUAUCUGUUACCAUCAGCCUAUAUACUGUCAUAUCUAAUAGAAAACUACCUUUGUUGCUAACAACUGCAUCCACGAUUGAUGCCCUUGCUGGUUUUUAAAGCAAGAGCCCAUAGAUGUAGAAUAAUUCAUUUUCCAACUUUUUUUGUAAUUUUCAGUGAAAUUCUACAAAAGUUGUUUCUGUACCACCCAGUAUGUUGGUUUAUCAAUUAGUCAACAUGUUUGUAAUUUUAUUGUUGAUGUGUCUAUACAGUAAAUGCCCCCCUCCCUUCCGCAAGAUCGUUUAAAAACUGUCGAUUCCAAAGAAAUUGAAGUAAUCAUUGGAAAUUAACACAACACUGCGCUGUACUGUGUAUUCCAUGCAAAUAGUUUCAGUUAAUGAGAUGGGGGUGCGGAGAAGGAACAAAUUUUUAUCUGUUAUUUUUGUUGUUUCUUUGUUUAUCAUUGUUAUUAUAAAAAUUGUUUUAGAUUAGAAUCCCACGAAAAACUGAAUCACUCCGUUACAUUACUGUUUUGUCGUUUAUUGUUAUAAUUACCUGAAGAUGAUUUUAUACAGAUUAGAAAAUUCUUCAAUUAUGACGGCAAGUCGCAAAAUUUUUCUGUUUUGUCAUUGUCCCACCGAAGGCAUGAUCAUUGGCAAUAUGUACACUUUUUUUCUCCUUUACAAAACACGAAUCUCAUCUUUGUUUUGUGCAUUAAUAUUUAACAUUUUUUUAUUCUUCAGAUGCAAUAUACAAAUAUAUACAGAUUUAUCAAGUAGUUAAGCCUGACAAUCCUACUUCUCAGACUUAAUGUCCGGUCAUGUUAUGAUAUAUCGUUCUUUGAUUAAUUGAUUUUUUUUUUCCAGUUUAAACCAAAUGAGAGAUCAAAGACAGAUUUUGAGAUUUUUCCUCAAUAUACUCCUGACCAAAACUUGACAAGCGCACUUUGUCAAAUGUGGUAUUUUUGUGUUGACUGUGUAGUAACUGCCAAUGAAAUGUAUAAAAUCCACUCAGUUUGUUGAUAUAAUAGCAUUAUUGGUUGAAUUUGCAUUAUUUAAGGUACUAGUAGUAUGCCAUAUGGUUGAUAAUGGCCAUCUUCUUUCAAUAUUAAUUAACUACAGUAAAACACAUUCAUAGCAAAGUGCAUGGGACGAAAAAUAUUGCUUCACUUUAAACAUAAUUCGUUGCAUCCAAUAAUAUCAUGUUUUUAAAUUUUAAACCAAAGGGAAUGAAAAUCACUUCGCUGUACACGUUAAUUCAUUAUAAGAGUGGUUGCUGUAUUUCAUGUUUUACUGUAUAGUUAGAUCAGUGGGCUACGGAAAAGGGUAGAUCAUGUUUUAUUAUGCGAACCCUGGGAAGGGGGGGGUGUCAAAAAUAGUUUCUCCUUUAAUUCCAUGUCUGUGUAGUUGUGUCAAACCCCUUGGCUCUAUCAUAUAUGAUUGUAGGGUUUUCUGCACUAUAGAAUGGACCUGUUCAUUUUGACUAGGAAUGUUUGUGAAGGCAGGUAUUGCUACUGUUUAUAAAAUCAGAUAUAAAUGAAACUUGAUAGAAAUGUUCCUUACCAAGUGUAAUUGUCUAAGAUGUUUUAUUUUCUGGAUGAAUUUGAUAUUUUGGGAUGGGAUUGGGAAUGAGACAUUUUUGCAAUAAAAGAACAAAUACUAGUUCAUCCUACGCUACAUCUUCGCCCACCAAGAAUAGCAGAGCGGAUCGUAAACCCUUGGAUAGCGAAGAUGUCCUACACUAGUACUAUUUUAUAUUAGUAGAAAGAUGUCCUACGCUAGUACUAUUUUAUAUUAUUAGUGGUUUUUCAGUCAUUGGCAGUUACCACAGUGCAGCUUAAAACGAGAUUUCCAGUCCUGGUCUAACGACCAUAUUUGAUUUAACACUUGAUUCCAGUUUCUGGUUAUUGAUUUAAUGAAACCAUAUUUUUGAGAUUAUUCCCCAAUAUACUCUUUUUGGAAAAAAAAAAACUUCAUACAUACGUAUACUUUGUCUUGUAAAUUUCCAUGUUUACCUUUCCUAUAAUGUACAGUGGGUUUUUUUUAUUGGAGGAUAAUUCACAACAUUUCAGUAAUUCACACCUUGCAUGUAAUAUACCGCGGAACCUUACAUGUGUUAUGCUCUGUAUGUAAGUUUUGCCCAUCGUUUUCCAUGUUAAUCAUUGAGAUUAUCUAUCUAUUAGCAGGAUAUUUUGAAUUCUUUAUCAUUUUUCAGCAAUCUACGUCAAUGUUUUUAUGUUGAAGAGCGUCAAUGGUUCAACAUUACUGAAUAUUUAUAAUAGCAUAGCGAUUGAUAAAUUCUCUUCAGCUAUGCCAUAUAUAUAUGUUGCUAACAAACGAAAUGUUAAUAUUUUGCAUGAGAAUUGAUUUUAGAUAUUUAUUUUAUAAUUAUUAUGAUAUUAGAAUAAUCAUACAGUUACAAUAUUUUUGGAUGAAAUGUGGAAAAAAUUUUCAGUUAUUGAACUCAUCAGUUCCUCUUCAUUUUGUGUGUAAUAUAUAUAUGACUGAGAACGUAAGAUAAUCGUGGAUAUCUGUUAAUAUAAUUAUAUAGAAUAAACAUAUAGCUAGUGAGGAUUUCGUUUUUGUUUUUAUUACCAAUAUCACAUGUAUUUAUACUGUAUUUUAAUCAGCCUAUGUUAGGAAGAUGCUAAUGAAUAUUUAACCAUGUAAAUUAUUUUUAAAAAAUUUUAUUUGAAUGAUAAAUUACAUUUAUAACUAUAUUAUAGAGCCCAUGAAGGAUCCAGUUGUCCAAAAAUUUACUUAUAUUUAACUGAUGCUUAACUUGUCAUUAACUCUUGCAGUUAUAUAUGGCAUUUUACUCAACUUUUUAAUUUUUUGUAGCAAAAUUAAUUCUUUGCAUGCCAAAAAUGACUAAAUGUGUUUUAAAUGAAAUAUUUUGCAUAGUUUUCGAGUUUAAAGCGAGGAAAUUCAAAUUAUUUUACGUGCCAAACAAGAAGGUUUGAAAACAGCUGUUAGCCAUUGUGUAAAGGGAUGAGAAUUAUUCGACACGAUGAAGGCUGGUGGGUAACACUGUAUUAGGAUGUUUUGUGCUGCUGAUGGAUGCAGUAGCUGCCGGUUAAACUUAACUAAGUUUUAGUCAACUGGGUCCUGUAGAACGAACGUGUCACAACUAUUUGUAUAAAAUUUUGAAAUUAAAAGUAUGGCAAGUGUGUACUUAUAUUUUCUUUAGUCAUGUGUAAAGUGCAGCAUUACAUCAAUAUUGCAUGAAGUAUAUAUGGUCUAAAGUCUUGGGCCCCUGAACUCUUUGUAAAUAAAUUUAUUCCCAUUGUAAAUGGACCAAGUUUUACUUGUAAAUCAGUUAUAUGUAUGUUCAUUGUAGUAAUGAGUUUAUCUGGAAUGUAUUUUUCAUAUGAAACAUAUUUCAAGUUAUUUAUGAAUUUUAGAUCUUCAUAUCAGUUGAGUUAAUAAGAAUUAAAGGAAACUUAUCUUCUGUUGAUA
Molecule: messenger RNA, 7743 nt
Organism: Ostrea edulis (European flat oyster)
Lineage: Eukaryota; Metazoa; Mollusca; Bivalvia; Ostreida; Ostreidae
Product: plexin domain-containing protein 2-like
Exons: 16
Coding region: 7-1791 (594 amino acids)
Source: RefSeq, a predicted model, not a curated record